AUGCCGCAGCUCGAAUCGCACAACGGCUACUACCUCUGGCACUAUGUGCCGAACAUGGUAGCAGCCAUCAUUUUCGAAGUCCUCUUCAUCCUGGCCACGUUCUUCCACGCGUGGAAGAUUGCGAAGACCAGGACAUGGUUCUGCAUCGUCUUCGUCAUUGGAGGAUUCCUUGAAAUGAUCGGAUACAUUGGCCGCGCCAUCGCCCGCGAGCGUACCGGCGAGGUUGGCCCCUAUGUCAUGCAAAGCAUCACUAUCCUCAUCGCUCCUGCCUUCUUCGCAGCCUCAGUGUACAUGACCCUCGGUCGAAUCAUCCGCAGUGUGCACGGAGAGUCGCUCUCUGUCAUUCGCAUCAACUGGCUCACGCGCAUCUUCGUCACCGGCGACUGUUUCUCUUUCCUGGUGCAAGCAAGCGGCGGCGGGCUCAUGGUCAAGGACGGCAGCCAGAAGAUGGGACAGAACUUGAUUGUGGCGGGUCUCGUCAUCCAGAUUGUGCUUUUCGGCAUCUUCUGGCUGACGUCCGUCGUGUUCCACAUGCGGCUGUCCAAGUCUCCGACUGAGGCGUCGAUGAGCGGCCACUCGCCGUGGAAGUCGGGGCUGUGGAUGCUGUACACCGUGAGCUGCCUCAUCAUGGUGCGGUCCAUCUUCCGUCUCAUCGAGUACCUUCUUGGCGGCGAUGGCUACCCUCUGCAGCACGAGUGGACUCUGUAUGUCUUUGACGCGACGCUCAUGUUCUUCGUCAUGGUUGUGUUCGGCUGGCGGUUCCCCAGCGCCUUCCAGAUCCGAAAGAAUGGCCACCAGUCGACGUCUGACGUUGAGGGAUUCGACAUGGCCGAGCAGGAGGCUCAGCAGCACUCGAUGCGGAAGUCGAUGCGAUGA
Molecule: messenger RNA, 876 nt
Organism: Colletotrichum karsti
Lineage: Eukaryota; Fungi; Ascomycota; Sordariomycetes; Glomerellales; Glomerellaceae
Product: rta1 domain-containing protein
Exons: 2
Coding region: 1-876 (291 amino acids)
Cellular component (GO): membrane
Source: RefSeq, a predicted model, not a curated record